GUUUUUGAGCUAAAUCACCCCAUGAGCUGCUCUCCCAUCAUACUUUGGCUCCCUCUGGUCUAAGCAGCCAUAUUAAAGGUGGAUUUAUAUGGUUUAAAACAUGGCCACCUUCAACUGCCUCUUUAGCAGCAGUGGUGGAUAUGAAAGACUGUGAUAGCCACAUCCAGUACAAUCUUGUUUGCUGUAUCUUCUCUCCUUAUGCUCUGGAAUAAUAACCCCUCUCUGGGCAAAGCCACAGAAACUACAUCUGGGUUCAGUGGCAUCUUAGACAUUUGUAUAUAUCAGGAGGAUCUCUACUAUCAAAUAGAGCUAAAGACCAAAUGGCUGGCCUGGAGAUUACAUCAGCAGCAGCACUGGAGAUCGCCAACACACGUCCCUACCAAAGAGUAUGUUUCAGAAAAGAGUCCUUAUGGAAAUCAUACUUAAACAUUUAUAAUUUAAAUAUUAUGAUGUCUGGAAUGGGUUUCAAAAAAAUGAGGUAGUGAGGAAAUGACGUGGAUGAGAAGAAUAGAAGACACAAGAUUGACCACGUGUUGAUAAGUGCUAACCCUGGAAGACAGGUGGUUGUCGUUGUCCUUCCCGGCUAGUUGCCAAUAAAGUUGUUACAAAGUGACCUUGAGUGUCUUCCUUGGUGCACCCGAAACCCCGCCUUCUUCAUCCGGGUGCUGCGGCGCGAAUAAGAGCCGGACCGCGCUUGCGCAUUCAGUCCCACUCCUUCGACCUCUGCCGCAGACCGUGCCGCCGCCGCCUCCCGGGAAGAGAGGAAGCGGGAGAGGAGCCCACGUCGCCUGUCACCCAAUAUCUCCAGCCGCGCAGUCCCGAAGAGUGUAAGAUGUUCGCCUGCGCCAAGCUCGCCUGCACCCCCUCUCUGAUCCGAGCUGGAUCCAGAGUUGCAUACAGACCAAUUUCUGCAUCAGUGUUAUCUCGACCAGAGGCUAGUAGGACUGGAGAGGGCUCUACGGUAUUUAAUGGGGCCCAGAAUGGUGUGUCUCAGCUAAUCCAAAGGGAGUUUCAGACCAGUGCAAUCAGCAGAGACAUUGAUACUGCUGCCAAAUUUAUUGGUGCAGGUGCUGCAACAGUAGGAGUGGCUGGUUCUGGUGCUGGUAUUGGAACAGUCUUUGGCAGCCUUAUCAUUGGUUAUGCCAGAAACCCUUCGCUGAAGCAGCAGCUGUUCUCAUAUGCUAUCCUGGGAUUUGCCUUGUCUGAAGCUAUGGGUCUCUUUUGUUUGAUGGUUGCUUUUUUGAUUUUGUUUGCCAUGUAACAAAUUACUGCUUGACAUGUUGGCAUUCAUAUUAAUUACGGAUGUAAUUCUGUGUAUCUUACUGUGACUCCGAAAACUGUAGUAUUGGUGUCAUGGAAAUGUACGUUAUUUCCAAAGUCAUUUCAUUAAAGACGAAAACUUUAA
Messenger RNA from Gorilla gorilla gorilla (western lowland gorilla), 1405 nucleotides. RefSeq names its product ATP synthase membrane subunit c locus 3 (gene ATP5MC3). Lineage: Eukaryota; Metazoa; Chordata; Mammalia; Primates; Hominidae. The transcript has 7 exons. The record is from RefSeq and is a predicted model, not a curated record. Gene Ontology annotation, biological process: proton transmembrane transport; proton motive force-driven ATP synthesis. The coding region runs from base 833 to 1261 and encodes 142 amino acids. Gene Ontology annotation, molecular function: proton transmembrane transporter activity.